Staurois parvus is the source of this 351-nucleotide messenger RNA. NCBI's taxonomy places the organism in Eukaryota, Metazoa, Chordata, Amphibia, Anura, Ranidae. The record is from the annotation of a GenBank genome assembly.
CUAGGCAUGCAGACUGCUUCUACAAACAUUUGUGAAAGAAUGGGUCAUUCUCAGGAGAUCUGUGAAUUCAAGCGUGGUACCGUGAUAGGUUGUCAUCUGUGCAAUAAGUCCAUCCGUGAAAUUUCCUUGCUACUAAAUAUUCCACGGUCAGCUGUUAGUGGGAUUAUCACCAAAUGCAAUGCAAAGUGUCAGAUGCAGUGGUGUAAAGCACGCCGCUACUGGCCUCUAGAGCAGCGGAGAUGUGUUCUCUAGCAUGACUAAUCAUGCUUCUCUGUCUGGCAAUCCAAUGGGUGUGCCUGUUGCCAGGAGAAUGGUACUUGCCUGACUGCAUUGUGCACUGCACAAGUGUAA